Molecule: messenger RNA, 1235 nt
Organism: Pantherophis guttatus
Lineage: Eukaryota; Metazoa; Chordata; Lepidosauria; Squamata; Colubridae
Source: RefSeq, a predicted model, not a curated record
UUAUAGAGCCAGAUAAGCAGAAAAUGGGAGGACCAUAGAGGGGGAGAGGUGUUAGUUUGCGGUUCCAGCCCAACACUGGGACUGUUUGGCCUAGCACAAUUUGAACCAAAAAUCUCACUGAGGGGAAACUGGAGUUCAGGACUUUAUUUCUGCACGUUCUGCAGUAAGGAUGGAUGCUCUGACCAAGUCCAAAUGCUGAGGUUCCACAAACUUUUUUUUAUAGUUUUAUGAAAUAUUUCCUAGUUGUAUUUCCAUGAAAACUAAAUUGACAUUAUGUUAAAUAAAUAUUGGCAUUUAUUUUCCUCAGAUGUGGAAAAAUGCACCAAGUGUCCAGAUGAUAAAUAUCCAAAUGAGAAAAAAGUCCAAUGUAUCCCGAAAGUUAUAACCUUCCUGUCUUAUGAAGAACAUCUGGGCAUCAUCUUGGUCUCCUUUGCCCUGCUUUUGUUCCUAACCACAGGUGUCAUUUUAAUCAUAUUCCUUAAAUACAUAGAGACUCCUAUUGUCAAAGCAAACAACCGCGACCUCUCCUACAUCCUCUUGGUAUCCCUGAUGUUUUGCUUCCUGUCUUCUUUUCUCUUUAUUGGCCAACCAAGGAAAGCCACCUGCCUUCUCCGACAAACCAUGUUCAGCAUAGUCUUCUCAGUAGCUGUGUCUUCUGUGUUGGCCAAAACAAUCACAGUGGUACUGGCAUUCUUGGCCACAAAACCAGGGAACAGAGUGAGGAGAUGGUUGGGGAAGAGCUUGGCCAACUCCAUCAUUCUUUCCUGUUCUGCUGUCCAGAUGUUCAUCUGUGCCAUGUGGCCGGGAGUUUCUCCCCCAUUCCCUGACUCUGACCUGCAGUCCCAGCCUGGAGAGAUCAUCCUUCAGUGCAAUGAAGGCUCGGUCACCAUAUUUUAUGUUAUCCUCAGCUACAUGGGCUUCCUUGCUGCUAUUUGCUUCAUAGUGGCUUUCCUGGCCAGGAACCUGCCUGGGGCCUUCAACGAAGCCAAGCUGAUCACUUUCAGUAUGUUGGUCUUCUGCAGUGUCUGGAUCUCUUUCCUGCCCACCUACUUGAGCACCAAAGGAAAAUUCAUGGUGGCCGUGCAGGUCUUCUCCAUCUUGGCCUCCAGUGCUGGGCUUCUGGGAUGCAUCUUCUUCCCCAAGUGCUACAUUAUCAUCCUGAGACCAGAUCUAAACAGAAAGGAGCAUCUAAUGAUAAAAAUAGGGAGCUGAUAAUAAAAUUGUUUCUCAGACUC